Penicillium cosmopolitanum is the source of this 1554-nucleotide messenger RNA. RefSeq lists its product as uncharacterized. Lineage: Eukaryota; Fungi; Ascomycota; Eurotiomycetes; Eurotiales; Aspergillaceae. The transcript has 7 exons. Gene Ontology annotation, molecular function: carbohydrate:proton symporter activity. Gene Ontology annotation, cellular component: membrane. The coding region runs from base 1 to 1554 and encodes 517 amino acids. Gene Ontology annotation, biological process: carbohydrate transport; transmembrane transport. The record is from RefSeq and is a predicted model, not a curated record.
AUGGGGUUUGCCUUCAAUGCCGGCGACAAAAUAACGCCUCGCGAGGUAUUCAACAGCAAGCUGUUCUUGGUCAUUCUGGUGGCCAGCUGUGGCUCGAUCAUUUUUGGCUAUGACUUAGCAUUCAUCGGGGGGGGAUUCGAUCUUGACGGCCAGGACUCCUCGGCUAUCCAGGCUCACAUGGUGAAUAGCUUUCAAGGAGGCGCAUUCUUUGGCGUCAUGGUGGCUUACGUCGUGAAUGAAAGGUUCGGUCGGAGAUUUGCCCUCCUCUGGGGAUCUAUAAUUUUCAACAUCGGAGUUAUACUAUGCAUGGCCUCUCUGGGAAAUAUUCCCUUGUUCUAUGUCGGGCGCAUCAUCAGCGGCUUGGGUGUUGGAGCUACCACAUUUGCAGUGCCUCAGUAUCUUUCCGAGUGCGCCCCUGCUUGUGCCCGAGGAGGCAUAUUCGAAAUUGGCACUCAAGUUGGCACAAUCACUGGGUUCUGGAUAAACUACGGGGUCCAGCAAACAAUUGACCCAAUUGGAGACAAGCAAUGGUUUAUUCCCAUCGCAUUCCAGUUCAUUCCAUCUGGUCUCAUGGCUGUUGGAUUGUUUAUGCUCUCCGAAAGUCCCCGUUGGCUUUUCUCCAAACACCGAAACGCCGAGGCCGUGAAAGCACUAACUUGGCUGCGUCAAUUGCCCGCGGAGCACCCAUACGUGGCCAACGAACUGGAAGAUUAUAGGAAACAAUUGGAGCAUGAGGCAGAUCUGGCUCCAGAUGAAAGUUUCCGGGCUAUUGUGAAAGAAACCUUUAGCCCCAGGAUACUCCCUCGGGUUAUCCAUGGGUGCUUAUUGAUGAUUUUCCAGAACAGCACGGGCAUCAACGCUAUGAAUAACUUCUCAGUCUCCUUCUUUGCUACUCUUGGCUUCCACGGAACGUCUGUCAAACUGCUGUCUACUGGGAUCUACGGAAUCGUGAAAGGUGUCGCAGCUACCAUCACAUUCCUGUUCCUUGUCGACCGCUUCGGACGCCGCGCUCUUCUUUUUGCGGGCUCGGUCAUGUGUGCAUUUUCUAUGUAUUAUGUUGCAGCCUUCUCGGCCAUCACCGAUUCUUUCCACUCGUCACAAGAACCUGGUUCUGCCAGCUACUCCGCCGUUGCUUUUAUCUACAUAUUUGGAGCCGGCUAUUCUGUUGGUUGGAAUAUUCCCUGGAUUGUAGCCUCGGAGAUCUUUCCCACUCGAAUUCGCUCUUUCUGUCUCGUCCUCACAACUUGCUCGCACUGGCUGGGCGAAUUUUACACUUCAUAUGCCGUGACAUAUAUGUUUGCGAGCAUAACGUAUGGGACAUUUCUCUUCUUUGGAUCCAUGACAGUGUUAGGAGGCGUUUAUGUGUACCUUUUUCUACCAGAAACCAAAGGUAUUCCGUUGGAGAAAAUGGAUGAUCUAUUUGGCGAGAAGGGGUUUGCGAUACAGAAAAUGAGACGGUUUAAGGAGUCCCAGAGACAAUUGGCGGUUAUUGAAGGACGGGAGGAGGCAUUGAAAGAGGUGGAUUUAUCAGUCAAGGAGAAUUCAAUGUACUAG